CUAAGAUGUUUAUAUGGACCAGCGGCCGGACCUCUUCAUCUUACAGACACGAUGAGAAAAGAAACAUUUACCAAAAAAUCAGGGACCAUGACCUCUUGGAUAAAAGGAAAACAGUCACAGCACUGAAAGCAGGAGAGGACCGGGCCAUCCUCCUGGGACUGGCCAUGAUGGUAUGCUCCAUCAUGAUGUACUUUCUGCUGGGCAUCACAAUGCUGCGUUCCUACCUGCAGAGUGUUUGGACUGAAGAAUCUCAAUGCACCUUGCUGAAUGCAUCCAUCACAGAAACAUUUAAUUGCUCCUUCAGCUGCGGUUCAGAAUGCUGGAAAGUCUCUCAGUAUCCCUGCCUCCAGGUGUACGUUAACCUGACUUCAUCUGGGGAAAAGCUCCUUCUCUAUCACAAUGAAGAGACAAUGAAAAUCAAUCAGAAGUGCUCCUAUAUACCUAAAUGUGAGAAAAACUUUGAAGAAUCCAUGUCCCUGGUGAAUGUCGUCAUGGAAAACUUCAGGAAGUACCAACAUUUCUCUUGUUAUUCUGACCCAGAAGGAAACCAGAAAAGCGUCAUCCUAACCAAACUCUACAGUUCCAACGUGCUGUUCCACUCACUCUUCUGGCCUACAUGUAUGAUGGCUGGGGGUGUGGCAAUCGUCGCGCUGGUGAAACUCACACAGUACCUCUCCCUACUCUGUGAGAGGAUCCAACGGAUCAAUAGAUAAAAGCAAACAUGGAUGA
Messenger RNA from Lepus europaeus (European hare), 729 nucleotides. It is a transcript of the gene KCNMB2, whose product is annotated as potassium calcium-activated channel subfamily M regulatory beta subunit 2. The transcript is spliced from 4 exons. Gene Ontology annotation, biological process: detection of calcium ion; potassium ion transport. Lineage: Eukaryota; Metazoa; Chordata; Mammalia; Lagomorpha; Leporidae. The coding region runs from base 6 to 713 and encodes 235 amino acids. The record is from RefSeq and is a predicted model, not a curated record. Gene Ontology annotation, molecular function: potassium channel regulator activity; calcium-activated potassium channel activity. Gene Ontology annotation, cellular component: voltage-gated potassium channel complex; membrane.